UGUAGAUUUUCAGUACUGGCAGUGAAUUUCGGAACGCAGUCUACAUUUGUAAAAACAGCAAAUUUAAACAUGUCGUUCGUUCCUGUAUAUUUAUCUAAAAUAUUUACCGAGAAAACGUAUUAUAUGCAGUCUAGCAAACUUUUCAAGUUUCGCAAAGUUUCAUAAAAUUAGCAGUCUUUAACGUUUUGUAAACGCUUCAGAAUAAGGAAAAUGUUUGCGAAACUAUAAGUUUCCUCGCGCAGUCUCGGUACCGAUCGCAAUAAUUAAAAGUAUUAUGUACGUUUACGUCGUCAAGACGACGCAUUGACUUCUUCGCUGUAGAAAAGUAUAUGCGUACUUGUGUAAUGCAUGCAUUGUUGAAAACAAUAUCGUCAAGCAAGGUUCAUUCACGCAAAAAUGUCCUUGCACUCAACACCCAUCUUAUAUUUAAACAUGGGCGGCGAAAUGCUGUACGUUUUGCGACAGAGGCUGAAGGCGCAAAAGAUUGACAUCAACAAAACAAUACAAGUAUUGGACGAAGUGACCGCCGCUUUGCUCAACCCCAAGACAAUAUCGCCAAUGUUCGAAAAGUCGCCGAUGCUCGGAAUUUCGCAAUUACGCACCACUUUAGAAAGCGUCGCUCUCUCGUCUAUCAUGAAGCUAGAUAAGAGCAGCAUGGACAAGCUGUUCGACUUGAUGACCAUGAUGGUGAAAUAUCAGCUAACAGCUGCCACUGGGCCCAGGGAGAUCAUUCUCAUCACCAUGAAUCACAUAGACGCGAUGCGCGAUAUGGUCAGCGAUGUAAACGCGCAAAAGUGCGUCAGUCUGGUGCAUCAAAUAAUCAUUGACUUUUAUGGCUGCUUGACCUUCGAGGAGGUCUGGAGCGCGCGGCAAUGCUGUCUGAAAGAACUGGAGUCGUACAGUGUGCGAGUGUCAAUCCUCCUACGGCGCGGUCUGCAAAACGAGGAUGCCAGCUUCAACAUUAUACCUCAGAGGUACGACGAAAGGUACACGGAGCACAGAAACACUCUGGCCACCAUGAAGAUGAAAGACGUGAGUCCUGAAACCUGCUGCGGCGGAUCCUUCGACAUGUACGGCGAUAGGAAAACAUUGCUGGGCAAAAACAUAUAUUUGCCGACGUACGGCAUUACGGAAAAUACAAGACGAGACAGCCAACAGUUUUUAAGAGACUGCGGUGCAAAAGCGGAACUCGGUAUGCUGGCCGUUCAGCUGGGAACUGAGGAAACUUGUGAGAGGCCGUUCACGCUAAAUUUACUGUCAAACAUGGACGAAGAGAAUGUAAAUAAUGCAAAGAAAGAACUCGACGCUGACGGGAACAGUGUUAAACGAAAUGCGGGAGGCGAGAAGCCGAAAGUGAAUGAGGACUAUAAAACCAAACUCGAUAACGUAUACGCAGACUUCUUUGAAGACGAACACGAGGAAUUGAAACGCAGCAUGGAUCUACUUGAUCUUCUCGAUGAAAUCGAAUAAUUUAAAAUUUCCACUGUAAUGCAUUUUAAAUAUUUUUCCUAUAUUUUUUCUGCAUAUUUUUUCUAUAUAUUUUCUGCAUAUCUUUUCUAUAUAUUUUCUGCAUAUUUUUCCUGCAUAUUUAUACACCGAUUUGUCUCAAUUCUCAAUGGAAAUAAAUAUAUUUCCAUAUAAAAGACUAUUCUACUUUACAAAACCUGCAUUACUUCAGUAGUUUUAUCUAAAUUACACAAAAAGAACGCAUAUAAUACAGAAUUUCAAUUAUAAACGCUAUCAAAUGCACCGACAGGAAUUUUUCAAAAAUAGAAAAAAAUAUUGUAUACAUACGUAUAUAAAAAGAUCUUAAGAUUUC
Messenger RNA from Linepithema humile (Argentine ant), 1819 nucleotides. It is a transcript of the gene OSCP1, whose product is annotated as Organic solute carrier partner 1. Lineage: Eukaryota; Metazoa; Arthropoda; Insecta; Hymenoptera; Formicidae. Gene Ontology annotation, cellular component: cytoplasm; plasma membrane. The record is from RefSeq and is a predicted model, not a curated record. Gene Ontology annotation, biological process: transport.